ACAGAGAAAGCUAAGAAAACUCAAAAGGCGGUGGUGAGAGUGUGAUAAAAAGAUAAGAAAAGAAAGAAAAAAAAAUCGACGGCAGCAAGUAUGAGUUCCGGUAUCGGAAGUUUAGUUAAGGUCAUCUUUAAGAACUUCGAUGUCAUCGCUGGACCUGUGAUUAGCUUGGUUUAUCCUCUAUACGCAUCAGUGAGGGCAAUAGAGUCGAGGACUCAAGGAGACGAUAAGCAAUGGUUGACGUAUUGGGCUCUCUAUUCACUUAUCAAACUCUUUGAGCUCACUUUCUACGGACUCAUCGACUGGAUCCCACUAUAUCCUUACGCUAAGCUAGCCCUAACAAGUUGGUUGGUCUUACCGGGAUUGAGCGGCGCUGCUUAUCUCUACGAGCACUAUGUGCGUUCAUUCCUUUUAAGCCCACAUACUGUUAAUGUAUGGUACGUGCCAGCCAAGAAGGAUGACGGUGACUUUGGAGCAGCUGCUGGCAGAUUUACUCCGGCAAAUGAUUCCGGUGCGCCUCAAGAGAAGAUUGUGAGCUCGGUGGAUACAUCAGCAAAAUACGUUGGUCACUCGGCCUUUGAUGACACCUAUAGCUACUAGUUCAUGCUGGUUGUAUCUUGAAUAUCGUGACUAGUGUAUCAUUUACUUCUUCUUUUUUUUCUUUCUUUCUCCUUUUUAGUUUCCAAGUCUUAUGAAGUUUGUUGUAACUGUUGAGGAGAGUUUUAAUAUUAAAAUAAAAGUUUCUGCGUAGAUAAUUUAUAUAUAUUCGUGUAGUAAUAAGAUCAGAGCACAUAACUCUGGACUAGGUAAAUGUAACUCAAUUAAUUAGAACAACUA
Messenger RNA from Camelina sativa (false flax), 834 nucleotides. Lineage: Eukaryota; Viridiplantae; Streptophyta; Magnoliopsida; Brassicales; Brassicaceae. The record is from RefSeq and is a predicted model, not a curated record.